This is a messenger RNA of Procambarus clarkii (red swamp crayfish), 1740 nucleotides long. Lineage: Eukaryota; Metazoa; Arthropoda; Malacostraca; Decapoda; Cambaridae. The record is from RefSeq and is a predicted model, not a curated record.
GAGACAAUUGCGCAUCGCGUCCCGCAGGCGCGGUGCGGCCAGCCUGGGUGGCAUAAAAGGCGCGGGAAGUCAGGUCCCGCUCUCACUCACUCUCCCGACCAGGUCCAAGAUUCACGAAGCAGCUCCACGCUCAGCACCACGCCUCAUCGACACGUGGGCCAGUACUCUUACCACUUCUACGUUCUGUUUACUGUGUACACGAGAUUUCUCAAGCAAAUGGACUCCAUCCCCGCUACCUUGGUCCCAGACCUGAUCUUCCCUGAUCCGUUGGCGCCUUCCACAUCCCAGGCCGGCACCGCAGGGGCCCCCUGCCCUACCCAGCAAACCCUAAGUGGCGAGAAGCCGGAUCAUGCAGCAACUGCAACACGGAAGAGGGCUCGGGCGGCGUCAACGCGAGGACAACAGCGCAGUGGUGCUAGGACGCAGCCGGCCAGGGACAGGACGAAGCCCGCCCGUUUCGCCUCCCCCUCCUCGGGGGGCUCCUCGGGCGGCUCGGAUACGGACGGCGACCACACAUCCCAGAGGCCCACUGCCGGCAUAGCGGCGGGUGGCACAGCGUCGCAGCCUUCACCCCUGUCGGCCGACGAUUGGGCGACGCUGCAGGCGCUCAUCGCGCAGGCCCGGGGGCCCUCUCACCACACAAGCCGUCCGGCCACGGGGACUUCCGAGGCCGACCCUGCUGCGGCUGCCACAGCCGCCCUGCCCCCCUCCACUGACCGCCGCCCACGGGCCAGGGCCAGGGGGCAUACGUCGAGGCGUCGUGCAAGCUCCUCCAGUCCGUCCUCCUACGACGAGUCCCCUGAGGAGAGAGCACCCCACACUUUUUCUAGCCCCUGGCCGGGGCAUCUACGGGCGGCUACGGGCUCCAGCAUCCCACUCUUGGGCGUGCAUGUCCCGCAAGCCCUUCGGGAGAAGGUCUGGGCAAACAAGUAUGUCGACCUCGGGCAAUUGCUUGCCUAUGAGCGGGAAUCAGGUUCUUUUGAGUCCCACUCCGCGACACCCCCUGACGCAAAGCAGCCUGGUAAGAAGCAGCCGCCCCUGACGCCGGACCAGUGGGCGCAUGGCCUUGACAUCUACGCCACUAUCUACGUCGAGAAGCACCCAGCGGAGGCUCAGGCUCUGUUUACCUAUGCGCGUUACGUGAAGACCAUGAAGACGACCCUCAAAGGCGACUGGAUGUGGUACGAUCAGGCCUUCAGAUGGGACAGGGAGAGGUCGGGCUGUUCAUGGUUGGACUACAGGCUGGACCUGGAAUUUCGCUCGGUGCAACGCAUCGCCCAGGCCGCUGCUCAGCCUGUGAGGCAGGAGGCAGGGCGACCGGCAGCACUUUCUCUCUCCAGCGCCCGGGCAGCUGGGCUACCCCCGGGCUACUGCUUCGCCUACCACUCGAGGGGACCCGGCUGCACUUUCACCUCAUGUUCAUUCAAGCACUACUGCCCACGCUGCCGAAGGAGGCACCCUGCCUACAACCCAUGCCCUCCAGCUCGGCCUCGCGACGAACCCACACAGGAAAAGCGCCCACGUCGCCACCCGCAAGUUACGGCUUCGAGGAGCUAGGCUGGGCUCCUUCUGGUUACGUCUCUCUCUAUAUGGUCUAGGCGGGGCCCUCAGCCGCCUGUAGAAGAGCUUGCAGAACACUACUCACGGUAGGCAGGUGCGAGAGUGACGUUUCCUUCCCAGUCGGUAGCGUAAUUGCUUGGCCACCCUGAGGUUUCCCUCAGCGGGCACUCGCCCUUCGGG